AUGAUUUUUCCUUUGAUUCUUUUGAGCCAAGCAGCUUCUAAUCUUCAAGAUACCGGCACUUUUAUCAUCCCUGAAGGCAUAAAAGAAAUCGGAGAAUAUCAAUAUGCAAAUUUGAGUAAUUUCACUAAGAUUUCAUUUCCAAAUUCAUUAGAAAUAAUUCAUAAACAUGCAUUUAAUUCUUGUAAUAGCUUAGAAAGUCUCAAAUUACCUCCAAAUCUUUUAAUAAUCGAGAACAAUUCGUUUGAAUCUUGUUCAAAUUUGAAAACAGUCAUUUUUCAUUCCCAAAAUACUGAAGUCUCACAAUGUUCGUUUCGAUACUGCAUUAAACUUGAAACAAUUCAACUUCCUUCAAAUUUAAAAUAUAUUUCAUCAAAUUUAUUUGCUAAUUGCAUCAAUCUUCAAACAAUACAACUCCCUGAAUCAUUAAAAUACGUUGAUGAAUACGCAUUUACUGGAUGCUCGGGUUUACAACAUAUUGAAAUUCCUCCAAACGUUACAUCUAUUGGAACGGAUUGUUUUUACGGUUGCUUCAAUCUUCAAACAAUACAACUUCCAAUCUCAUUAAAAUUUAUUCAUGACGAUGCAUUUAGUGGAUGCUCGAGCUUACAACAUAUUGAAAUUCCUCCAAACGUUACUUCCAUAGAUUUAAUUGUUUUUGCGAUUGCACAAAUCUUCAAACAAUACAACUUCCUAUAUCAUUAG
Messenger RNA from Trichomonas vaginalis G3, 702 nucleotides. RefSeq names its product ribonuclease inhibitor domain-containing protein. Lineage: Eukaryota; Parabasalia; Trichomonadida; Trichomonadidae. The coding region runs from base 1 to 702 and encodes 233 amino acids. The transcript has a single exon. The record is from RefSeq and is a predicted model, not a curated record.